This is a messenger RNA of Melospiza melodia melodia, 3624 nucleotides long. It is a transcript of the gene HTR1E, whose product is annotated as 5-hydroxytryptamine receptor 1E. Gene Ontology annotation, molecular function: G protein-coupled serotonin receptor activity; dopamine neurotransmitter receptor activity, coupled via Gs. Gene Ontology annotation, biological process: adenylate cyclase-activating adrenergic receptor signaling pathway; G protein-coupled dopamine receptor signaling pathway. Lineage: Eukaryota; Metazoa; Chordata; Aves; Passeriformes; Passerellidae. Bases 173 to 1267 code for a protein of 364 amino acids. The transcript has a single exon. The record is from RefSeq and is a predicted model, not a curated record. Gene Ontology annotation, cellular component: plasma membrane.
AAUGAACAAUUAAUGUCUUCUUUCCAGGAAGAAAUCUGGAAGCUUUUUUGCUGCUCCGUUGAAUAUGGGAUUAUAAAAUUUUUUAAAAUUGCACAUAGAGCAUCUCUUUCAAAUGGAUAACUUCUGAAACUGGAACUCUUCAUUACCAACUUCUUGCAUCCUGGAGGGGAAAAUGAAUUUCACAAAUUGCACCACUGAAGCCAGUGAGGCUGCAAAGCCAAAGACAGUAACUGAAAAGAUGCUCGUUACCCUGACCUUGGCCACAAUCACAACCUUGACUAUGCUGCUGAAUUCUGCUGUAAUUGCAGCAAUCUCCACAACCAAGAAGCUCCACCAGCCGGCAAAUUAUCUCAUAUGUUCACUGGCUGUGACAGAUCUCCUUGUUGCUGUUCUCGUCAUGCCCUUGAGCAUCACUUACAUAAUGAUGGAUAAAUGGACUCUGGGGUACUUCAUCUGUGAGAUCUGGCUCAGUGUGGACAUGACCUGCUGCACGUGCUCAAUCCUUCAUCUGUGCGUCAUCGCGCUGGACAGGUACUGGGCCAUCACGGACGCCAUCGAGUACGCCAGGAAGAGAACGGCAAAAAGGGCCGGGCUGAUGAUAGUCACCGUGUGGACCAUCUCCGUUUUCAUAUCAAUGCCCCCCCUGUUUUGGAGAAACCACCACAGUGUCACUAUUCCCAGCGAGUGCCGCAUUCAGCAUGACCACGUCAUCUACACUAUUUAUUCCACGUUCGGGGCAUUUUACAUCCCCUUGACUUUGAUCCUGAUCCUGUACUACAGAAUUUACCACGCUGCAAAGAGCCUUUACCAGAAGCGGGGUUCAAGCCGCCACCUCAGCAACAGGAGCACCGACAGCCAGAACUCUUUUGCCAGCUGCAAGCUCACACAGACGUUCUGCGUCUCGGACUUCUCCACGUCUGACCCAACCACAGAGUUUGAUAAAAUCAACGCGUCCGUGAGGAUCCCUCCUUUUGAGAAUGACAUGGACCCGGCUGGAGACCGGCAGCAGAUCUCCACGACACGAGAACGAAAGGCUGCUCGCAUCUUGGGGCUGAUUUUAGGUGCUUUCAUUUUGUCCUGGUUGCCCUUUUUCAUCAAGGAGCUGCUUGUGGGCCUCCACAUUUGCACUGUCUCUCCAGAAGUAGCAGACUUCUUGACCUGGCUUGGGUAUGUCAACUCGCUCAUCAACCCUUUGCUGUACACGAGCUUUAACGAGGAUUUCAAGCUGGCCUUUAGAAAGCUCAUCAGGUGUCGAGAGCAUACUUAAAAGUACUGAGAGAUGAUGAUGCUGGCAUGACUCCUGGCCUUAAAAAUGAGCAAAAUUAUUUGACUCUGCCACUGUUUCCCUUGAUAAAGGGGAUUUUUGUGUUUGCCUAUCUUCUUGACUGUUCUUCAGCCUGUAAUUCAUUAUGCCAUUUUUUAAUCUCUAGUGAAAUUCGUAGUAAAAGGUUUGAAAUAAAUUUAUUCUACAAAGGAAAAGAUUUUUUAGAAAUGCAACAACAAAAAAUAUCACUAGUAUUAGGUACUCAUGUCUCUAAGACAUUUUGUGUAAUCGAUGAUUCAAGAAGAAAACAACCAAAUUCACUUUUAUACUUUUUCCAUUUAAGAAUCAAACAUCGAAAUUAUGUACUGUAUGAACUAAACCCCAUAAAUACAUAUUGAAAAAUUAAUAAACACUUCAUGAUCAUGACAGUUAAACAGCACCUCUUUACUACGGUGUUGUGAAAAAGCUGUAACAGCCAUUUAGGAGGAAAAUUACCACCAUUUCCACCUUGGGUUGAGGCAGAGUAAACUAUUCCUUUUUUCAGAAAUACACUCCCAAAACAGAAAGCAAAGUUCAGUUCAUUGCAUCUAGAAAUGAUCCCAUUUCAUAACCCAAAGGCAUUUUUUAAAGUGUCUCUCUUUGUGUAAUAUUCCAGAUUUGCAUUCAAGGUAUUGGGCAGACAGUUGUGAGAUUGUUUGGCAAUUGAGAGGAUGCAGCUAGCAAGUGUCAUACUUGUGAAACUAACUGCACAUCUGAGCAGUCACACUUCCAAUACCACUAACCCUAUUUCUUCAGGCCUUGUGCCUCAGUCAGUUCUGGGGUGAUAUUUUUCACUUGUGCCACACUUCACCUGAAUGUUGUGGUGCACAACCCCAAGGAUCUAUGGAUCUUACCCCCACCAACUCAGACAACUGGAUAUCUUCUCAGCAGGCCAGCUAUAUACAGAAAUUAAAAAACAUCAAUUAAACCUAAUUAUUUCUGAAUAUCAGGAAAAAAAUUCAGUAAAAUAAUUUAUUUUAAAUAGCAGUCUGCACAUAUGCCUUGUUCUCAUCUCAGAAUUUCCUGUGGCCGUCUUGCCCACCUAACCUAUGGUCAGGUGCUCUGGUAGGAUUUCUUGCUCUGGGAGUCCUUCACAGACCUACUUCCCUUGUCCUGAGAGUCAAAAAGUCCUUUGUAUCCUAUCUUUUCUGCUUAUGGAAGUUAAAAUUUUCUGAUUCAAAUUAAUUGUGGAAAUCAGUCUGGGAAGAGGCAAAAUCAAAGCUGAGAAUUUGGUAUUGUCCAUUUGAAACUCCUAAGCAUGAUUUAAAUAUUUAUUACCACCUUGCACCCUUUGCUUCCCUGUCUAUUUUUCUGGACAAAUUCUUUUUGAAUUACACCAAUACACAACAAAGGCAACACCACAUAUGUCAACCUGACAUCCAAUAAAUGUGAAAACUAUAGUAUGGUGGCUCCAAAUCCAUCAAAACAAAUACUAGAGGUAGCAAAAGUGUUGUAACAGCACUGGAAGCCAUCUCUGAAAAAUGUUUUGGAAAUUUACAAGAUGACAAUCAUUUUUCUUAUCAAGAGUCAAGGAAGUGUAAGUAAUAUGUGGGUAAUAAACUGCAAAUGGAACUGGGAAAUGACAUCCUUAUUGGUGAGAGAAAGCAUUUGGCUGGAAAGAUGCAGUGCCACAAGCUGAGUGCAAACCAAGUCUGAAGGUGACAAAAGGGUGACCUGCUGCUUACCCACAUGCAGUGGGACUCUUCUUCCAGGAUUCCCUGCCUGAGUUUGAGGUCCAACUCCAGCUGUUCUUCUGAAGCUGCUGUUGCAGUUGCCUCCAGCAGAUACCUUUGGAUUCCCUACUAGCAAACACUAAUACCUAAAAAGAGAGGAAAAUUACCUCAGCCACUAAAAAUUUCUUUUAGUGAGGAAGCACAGACAUCCGUUGUGGUUUUUCCUUUUUGCAGUUUGUUGGAGGUGGAAAUUGUUGAUUGGAAUCAGGGAAGUGUGUCCUGACCCUGCCUAUCAACAAAGCUUCCAAAACAAUUCCCCAGGGUUGAUAUGCUACUAAGAAAAAAGAAAAACAAACAAACAAACAAACAAACAAACAAACCACCCUGGAAAUUAAAAUAAAAAUGUGGUAUUUGUAAGAAGUGCUGCAGCAUAUUUUUUUUUCUUUCAGAAAGAACAACAGAAUUUAUUAUUAAAGAACAAGGAUUCAGCACAAUUUCUGAAUUUCAGAGAAAAUAGGACAUACAAGCAGUUAUGGCUAGAAGAGAGUAGAUUUUGGUGUCCCUUAGGUGCACAAGGGUGGCCAGCUGCUGUGAUGACCAGAAAGGGAAGAGUGAAAGUGCAAGACUGCCCCAGCAGAGUGUCAGAGC